Molecule: messenger RNA, 2949 nt
Organism: Ascoidea rubescens DSM 1968
Lineage: Eukaryota; Fungi; Ascomycota; Saccharomycetes; Ascoideales; Ascoideaceae
Product: Pro-apoptotic serine protease NMA111
Exons: 1
Coding region: 1-2949 (982 amino acids)
Biological process (GO): proteolysis
Molecular function (GO): serine-type endopeptidase activity; protein binding
Source: RefSeq, a predicted model, not a curated record
AUGGAAGGCAUCAAGCAGUAUUUCAAGCUCUUCGGCUCAAGCGAAAUCUCAAAGGAUCAUCCCUCUUCGGCUGCUGCUCCCAAACCUCCUAUCUUCAAAAGAGCUACCACUUUGGACACUUUACUGAAACAUCCAGCCAAAAAAUUAACCAGAGCCUUCCCUCCUCCUGAAAAUAUCACCCUAGUUGCUAAUGAGACCACUCAAUGGCAAUCCACCAUCGAGAGAAUUGUCAAGUCGGUUGUCUCCAUUAAGUUCCUUCAAGUUGAGGCCUUUGAUACAGAAUCUCGAAGUUGUUCAGAAGCUACUGGUUUUAUUGUUGAUGCAGAACUAGGUAUAAUUCUAACCAACAGACACGUUGUUGGUCCUGGUCCCUUUGUUGGUUAUGCUAUCUUCUAUAACAAUGAGGAGAUUCCCUUAAUUCCUAUUUAUAGAGAUCCGAUCCACGAUUUUGGCUUUUUGAAGUUUAAUCCAAAAGAGAUAAAGUACAUUUCUCCUUUGGUUUCUUUGAUAUUAAGACCUGACUUGGCCAAAGUUGGGUUGGAAAUUAGAGUUGUUGGUAAUGAUAAUGGCGAACAACUAAGUAUUUUAAGUGGUUUUAUUUCCAAGCUCGACAGAAAUACCCCGGAAUACGCCUUUGGUUAUAAUGACUUCAACACAAAUUAUAUCCAAGCUGCUACUAGCAGUUCCAGUGGUUCGAGUGGUUCUCCUGUUAUUGAUAUAACAGGAAAUGUCGUAGCCCUACAAGCUGGUGGCUCAACUUCUGCUGCAACCAAUUUUUUUUUACCUUUGAACAGAAUCUUAAGAGCUCUUAAAUGUAUUAAAAAAAACGAGCCAAUUACUCGAGGCACAAUCCAAACCACUUGGUUGCUAAAACCCUUCGACGAAUGUUCAAGGCUAGGUUUGUCUUCGGAUGCUGAAUCAAAGAUGAGAGCUGUUUUCCCAGAUAUCACAAGUUUGUUAGUUGCUUCCACUGUCUUACCAAAUGGCCCUGCUUUCAACAAGAUUAAAGAAGGCGAUACUCUAAUCUCUAUUAAUGAUUCUCCGAUUUCAACUUUCAUUCCAAUCGAUCAAAUCCUUGAUGACAAUAUUAAUAAAAAAAUCAAAAUUGUUGUUCAAAGAGGCAACAAAAAUGUUAAAAUUACUUGCAAAGUCCAAGAUUUACACUCAAUUACUCCAAGCAAAUACAUAUCUGCUUUUGGUUCCGUUUUUAAUAACUUAUCCUACCAAAUUGCAAGAUUAAAAGGCAUUCCUGUCAGAGGAGUCUAUGCUGCUGAAAUUGGUGGAUGUUUCGAUCCCGAACCAAACACUGGCUGGAUAAUUGAUUCUUUUAAUAACGUUCCAUUAAAUAAUGUUGAUGAUUUUCUCAAUGUCUUGAAAGAUAUUCCUCACAAUUCGGUCAUUCCCUUCUCCAUCAGACAUGUCAGUAAUUUAAACAACCCCUGCAUUGAUACCGUCUCAAUCGAUAGAAAAUGGUAUAAAGAUAUCAAAUUGGCUGUCAGAAAUGAUUCAACUGGUUUAUGGGAUUUCACUAGUUUUCCUGCACCAGAACUGGAAUCUGAAAAUCAAAAAGAACCAUUAGAUGCUAAAUUUAUCGAUUUUCCAUUUAGCGAUCCAAAUUUAAGUACCCUAUCCAGAUCUUUUGUCAAAUUAUAUACCAAUUUCCCUGCUGUUAUUGACGGGUAUGCUUUUAAUCCAAAAUAUGGUAUGGGACUUAUAAUUGAUGCUCAAAAGGGUUAUGUCUUAGCUUCAAGGUAUUAUGUUCCCCAUGAUAUGCUAAGGGUUUUUGUUAUAAUUGCAAAUUCUAUUGUUCUUGAAGCACAAGUUGUCUUUUUACAUCCAACAUAUAAUUACUCUAUUUUAAAAUUUGAUCCUUCCCUAGUUUUAGCCCCAAUUAAAACUCCAAAAUUUAGUGAAAAACCAUUAAAGAAAGGAGAUAACCUAUUUUUAAUUGGUUAUGAUUAUAACGACCUUCGUGCAGUUCCAACUAAAGUCACUGACAUUCUUCAAACUAAAAUGCCAAUGGAUUUUGAAAUGCCACGUUAUAAAGCAACAAACUUUGAGUCAAUAAAAAUUGACACUGCACUAGGUGACAAUGUAGAUUUUGGUAUUUUAACAGAUUCAGAUGGUACAAUUAGAUGCAUUUGGUUGAAUUUCUUAGGAGUUGAUACAGAUCUACUCCAAAACGGUAUUGACAUUACAAAUUUUUCAAGAAUUAUUAAUUUUUUUCAAAAUGAAGAAAUUGGAAAGGUUCCCAAAGUUCGAAUCAUUGAUGCCGUAUUUGGACAAUUAUUAAUUGCCGACGCCAGAUAUCAAGGGGUUUCAAAAAAAUGGAUCAAAAAAUUGGAAGAUUCUCAUAGUGAAAACUUUCAGUUUUUGCAAGUCUCAUCAGUUUCAUGUCAACAAUUCAGAAAGAAUGACUCAAGUCCCAAGUUACAAGUAGGGGAUAUUUUACUUGAAAUUAAUAAGAAGCUCAUCACUAAAUUAUCAGAUUUAGAUGUGUUUGAGAAUGAUGAUGUUGAAUUUACCAUUGUUCGUAAUGGGACUGAAAAAACAUUGAAAUUGAAAACAACAGAAGUUCAAGAGACAAAAGAAGUCAUUUCAUGGUGUGGAGCUUCCAUUCAAAAACCAUUCCAUUCAGUUAGACAAAUCUCCUUAAAUCUACCUAGUGAGGUGUUUGUCUCAUCAAAUUCAUACUGGUCGCCAGCCAUUCAAGGUGGAUUGUAUUUAAAUGUAUUUAUCAUUGAGGUCAAUGAGAUUGAAACAUUAACAUUUCAAAAGUUUUUGGAAGUUAUCAAGACGAUUCCCGAUAACACAUAUACUAAACUUACGAUUGUUUCUCUACAAGGCAGAGUUGAAGCAAUAUCAAUUAAAACUAAUUAUCAUUAUUUUGAAACUAAAUUUUAUAAAAAAGUUUCUGAUAAAUGGGAAAACUUGACAAUUACUGAGUGA